AUGGAGGCGCUAGCGGGAAUCGAAGCAGACAUCGAAUCGUUUUUCAGUGACCAGGAUCAACAGAGACCUUCAUCGGACGGCUGCAAACAGGUCCCGUGGCUGAGCUGGGAAGAGUGGGACUCCGUCAGAGAGUCUCUCUUCUCUUCUUCUCCUGAUAGAGUCGCUUUUGCCUUGGAAAGGGUUGCAACAUGGCGAAGCAGAGGAUCUCUUCCAGCGCCUGUGGAUGUCACUUGUUCCCUUAUUGAAAUUCAACUCAAAGAUGGCUUUAUUCCGAGAGAGUCACAAUCAGCAGAUGCAUUAUACUCUGAGCAUUUACUGCAAAUGCUAUACUGCAUGGGAAUUCUCAGGCUUGUGAACUGUGUCAUUGAAAAGACAAGGAGGAGAGCAGAUGUUUCAAUUGCGGAUGCAGCUAAAGCAAUCGGUAUCCCACGUAAAUUGAUUGAUCUUCGUCAUGAGGGUUCUCACCGUGAGCUCCCUUCACUCUCAGUGCUCCGGGAUGCUUCAGAUGAGGCACUUGAAUGGUUGAAAUCAUAUUACUGGGAGACUCAGAAAAACCAAAUUCCAUUGAAGAGAGAUGGAACGGCUAGCAUCAGAAGAGAAGUCAAAUCCAAACUCCGGAAGCUUUCUUUCUGCUUUCAGCUUAAGCAGAAUCCUCAAUUCGACUCCCCUUUGGUCAAAGAUAAAUGUUCUAAUAAGAGGAUAAGGAAGAUUGUAGGCAGCCUUGUUGAGUUGUACCCUUCUUUCUCGGCAGAAAUUUCAUCUGUGCUGCUUGAAUUCUUACUCAAGGCUUUGGAUUCUUCAAAGUCGCAGAAUCAGCCUGGCCAAGAUAUCAGGGUCUUUCUUGAUGAAUGGAAACCUGUAAUCCUGGAGUUCUCAAACAGAGAACCCGAGUUACUUUUAACUCUACUCAAGGCAGUUCUUGAUAUGAUCCAAAACAAUGAACGGAGAAGAUACGAAACAGAUGUGCAUCUUACAGAAAAGUCAGUGGAAGAGGUUUCUCAAGCUGAGCAGGUCCCUGUCUUGUUUGCAUGGCUUGUGGGUCUUCUCAGUGUGUCGAAGCAUUUUCAGAGGAACAGUUCUCUAGAAGUAAAAUCACCAAACGUGUUCCUUAUGGAACUUGUACGUAAAUGUAUGCUGCUGGGCGCCUUGGGAUACGAGCUGGUCUUGAAAUCAGGCUUUGUACUUGCAGAUAUUGUGGGAGGGCGUGUCUUGAAGGAGAAGCUCACAAAACUCCCUCUCGUUGAUAAAAGCUCUGCAAGUAUUCCAUUGAAACAGAUUUCUACUCUUGUAACAACUCCUACAACGCUCCUUGAGCAAGAGAAGAAUCUCGGUAACGCAGGCAAGAGACUCGAGUCUGUCAAACUUCAGCUCUCAAGGAAGAAAGGUAUUGACACAGACAAAAGCAAUAACAGAUGGAGAAAGGCGAAAGCAUGGAGCCCUUGUCCAAUUGGUAUGUUGCCUCGGAUCAUUGGAUCUUCAGGACGCUUACCUCAUCUGGAGUCUCAGAAUGCUGAGAGCGCCUCAAAACAAGCACAAGGUUAUAACAAUGCCAAAAGAGGAGCCGAGUGCGAUGGUCAGCAACUGGAAGAGUCGACAUGUAAGCGAGCAAGGAAGAAUGCAGAAGAACCUGAAUCAGAUGAUGUGACACUAGAAACUUAUGAGGAAGAAGCUGAGAUGGAUGUAGAACAUGCAUAUGAGGAAAAUGAAACAGAAGCAGAAGAGAAUCUGCUGAUGAUGGAGGAUAAAGAGGAAAGCAGAAGCUGCCUUAUGAUAGGUGGUCAAUGGAAAAGAGUUGAAGAUAGAGAGCUAUUGGGGAUGGCUUCUAGUGUUAAAAUUUGUGUUUGA
Molecule: messenger RNA, 1845 nt
Organism: Microthlaspi erraticum
Lineage: Eukaryota; Viridiplantae; Streptophyta; Magnoliopsida; Brassicales; Brassicaceae
Source: the annotation of a GenBank genome assembly